Molecule: messenger RNA, 432 nt
Organism: Saccostrea cuccullata (small rock oyster)
Lineage: Eukaryota; Metazoa; Mollusca; Bivalvia; Ostreida; Ostreidae
Exons: 1
Coding region: 21-386 (121 amino acids)
Source: RefSeq, a predicted model, not a curated record
CGGACUUGCUCGAUUCCCUUAUGGAAUAUGUGUGGCGCCAGUGGCUGAAUAACCCCACCUUUCCUGUCAGGAACUGGAGUGUGUUUAUGCUCGCCAUUCGCACCAACAACGAUGUAGAGGGAUGGCACAACAGGCUUAACAGCAGAGUUGCACAAAGAGGUCCUGUUCCCUUCUACUUGUUGUUGGUGGAACUACACAAAGAGGCAAAACAGAUCCCCCUACAGGCAAAGUUGAUCUCCGAAGGGAAGAUGGUUCGCAUCCAUAAGAAAAGGUCAACUCAUGUAAAUGGUAAGCUGUUCGCUGCAUGGAGGAAGUAUUCGGAGGGGGAAAUGACCACCAGUCAGCUUUUGCGGCGUUGUGCCAAUGUGUAUGGACCAAGCGAUUAAACUACGUAUGAUCCUUUCGGAGAUCAAUUUAUAUUUGUAUAUAUAU